This is a messenger RNA of Osmerus eperlanus (European smelt), 2493 nucleotides long. RefSeq names its product cytoplasmic polyadenylation element-binding protein 4-like. Gene Ontology annotation, molecular function: mRNA regulatory element binding translation repressor activity; translation factor activity, RNA binding; ribosome binding. The record is from RefSeq and is a predicted model, not a curated record. Gene Ontology annotation, biological process: negative regulation of cytoplasmic translation. The coding region runs from base 210 to 2453 and encodes 747 amino acids. Gene Ontology annotation, cellular component: synapse; nucleus; cytoplasm. The transcript has 11 exons. Lineage: Eukaryota; Metazoa; Chordata; Actinopteri; Osmeriformes; Osmeridae.
UAAAAAACGAUGAUGACAACGAGUGGAAGGCUGUAUGACAUUGAACAUACAGGACACGAAACCGACGAGGACGUUUAAAGAGCCAUACACCAUUUGCGGCUACUGCUAUCCGUGCAAAUUCUGCUGAUAUACCGCUCUUGAUUUUCGGGAAAAAGAAGACACAACCUAGAAAGACAAAAAGCCAAGCAAGGAUUUACUGGGUUUUAUAAAUGGGGGACUACGGGUUCGGAGUCCUGGUCAAGAACAGCAGUGGUAAUAAAUCUGCUUUCCCAGUAAGGAUCCCCCCCCACCUCCAGCCCCAGCCCCACCACCACCCCUCCAACCCCCCCAGCCCACCAGCCUUCGUCAACAACGGCUCCACUAAUGGGGGCAGCGCCUGGCUGUUCCCGGCCGUAGCCCAGCACACUAACAUGCAAGAUGAGAUUCUUGAGUCAGACAAGUCCAAAGCCCUGGACCUCCAGGACAUGCAAGACAAGUCACAGGCUCAGCCUCAGGCCCUCUCCCCGGGCCAGCAAGAGACCGGAGGAGGCCUAGGGGAGCUGGAUGGAGCUCUGCCCGAAGAAGGCUCUCUGGAGAAGGGCUCCCUGGAGAGCAGUGGUGGGAAGGAGAAGCUAAGGAUGGAGUCACCCGUGCUGGGGGGCUUCGACUACCAGGACACCCUGGGCAUAGGAACCAGCUGUGCCCAGUCCACCUCCUCGUCCUCCUCACUGACCAGCUUCAACAACUGGUCCCCCGCCGUCCCGUCCAACCCAUCCCCCGUGGUGGGCGAGGAUGUGGGAGGGUUCUUCAGCGCGGCCGGCUCCAACGCCAACGGACCUCCACUGCUGUUCCAGAACUUCUCCCACCACGCUGGGCCCGGGUUUGGUGGCGGAGGCAGCUUCUCGCCCCAGAUCGGGCCGGUCUCCCAGCACCACCCUCCUCCCCCCCCGCCCCACCCCCACCACUAUCACCCCCACAGCCAGGGGGUGCCCCAGCAACACCGCCGCUCCCCGGCCAGCCCCCACCCCGCCCAGCCCUCCUUCCCCCCUCACCCCCACCGCUCUGGAGCGUUCACCCAGCUGCCCCACCUCACCCCUGCCCAGAGCAAGCCCCCUUCCCCCUGGGGGAGCUACCAGAGUCCCUCCACCCCCACCUCUACCUCCUGGAGCCCUGGCGGGGGCUAUGGAGGCUGGGGAGGCUCCCAGGGGGUUCGGGAGUACCGCAGGGGGCUCAAUGGAGGUGUGACAGCCCUAAACUCCAUCUCUCCUUUGAAGAAAUCCUUCCCCAACAACCAGGUGCCCUCCCAGAAAUACCCACGUAACAGCUCUGGCUUCAACCACAAGGGCUGGAUGGAAGAUGGCAUGGGCCGCAGUGACGGCGUCUUCCCUUUCCAGCAGGAUAGAACCCGAUCUUUUGAUGGUUUCAGCAUGCAUUCUCUGGAGAACUCUCUGAUUGAUAUUAUGAGGGCUGAGCAGGAUUCUUUGAAAGGUCGCUAUGGUUUCUCACACCAGGGCGGAGACGGGUCCCUACCUAUGAAUGCUAGGAGCUAUGGCAGACGACGAGGCCACUCCUCCCUCUUCCCCAUGGAGGAUGAACGCUCCUUCGGAGAGGAGGACUCAGGUGACCAGGGUCUGCCCGGCCUUGGCUCCGCCCACUGUUUCCCCCACUUGAAUGGGGAGCGCGUGGAACGCUACUCACGCAAGGUGUUCGUGGGCGGGCUGCCCCCGGACAUCGACGAGGACGAGAUCACGGCCAGUUUCCGUCGGUUCGGACACCUGUUUGUCGACUGGCCCCACAAGGCGGAGAGCAAGUCCUAUUUCCCACCUAAAGGUUAUGCGUUCUUACUGUUCCAAGACGAGAGCUCAGUCCAGGCUCUGAUAGAUGCCUGUAUUGAGGAGGAUGGCAAGCUUUACCUCUGUGUGUCCAGCCCCACCAUCAAGGACAAACCUGUCCAGAUCCGGCCCUGGAACCUGAACGACAGCGACUUUGUGAUGGACGGCUCUCAGCCCCUGGACCCCAGGAAGACCAUCUUUGUAGGGGGCGUGCCACGCCCUCUACGUGCAGUGGAGCUGGCGAUGAUCAUGGACCGUCUGUACGGGGGCGUGUGCUACGCCGGGAUCGACACCGACCCGGAACUCAAAUAUCCAAAAGGGGCGGGGAGAGUGGCGUUCUCCAAUCAGCAGAGCUACAUCGCGGCCAUCAGCGCCCGAUUCGUUCAGCUGCAGCACGGGGAGAUUGACAAACGGGUGGAAGUGAAGCCAUACGUUCUGGAUGACCAGCUGUGUGACGAGUGCCAGGGGACGCGCUGCGGGGGCAAGUUCGCCCCGUUCUUCUGCGCCAACGUCACCUGUCUGCAGUACUACUGUGAGUACUGCUGGGCCGCAAUCCACUCCCGCGCCGGGCGUGAGUUCCACAAGCCCCUGGUGAAGGAGGGAGGGGACAGGCCCCGGCACAUCUCCUUCCGCUGGAACUGAGGAUGACGAGGAGAAGGAAGGGGGGGAUAGGGGAGGUGGG